This is a messenger RNA of Raphanus sativus (radish), 1246 nucleotides long. RefSeq lists its product as uncharacterized. The coding region runs from base 198 to 908 and encodes 236 amino acids. The transcript is spliced from 7 exons. NCBI's taxonomy places the organism in Eukaryota, Viridiplantae, Streptophyta, Magnoliopsida, Brassicales, Brassicaceae. The record is from RefSeq and is a predicted model, not a curated record.
UCCAUUUUUCGAGGGAAGCUUUAGUCGGCGGCGGCGGUGGAUUGUCUCCUCCAUUUCCAUCUCUCUCUCUCUCUCUCUCUCUCUGUUCCUCUAUCACGGCGAAGUCCUGUCUGAAUCCCGGAAUUGUCACUCUCCGGUGCAAAUCAUCGAAGAAAGGAAGCGACUUUCUGUAAUCGAGAGACAUUUGGGGGUAAUUGAUGGCGGCGAGCGCGAAUCCGACAGAAGGUUCAUCGGUGGAUAACGGUGGGAAUAAUACGAAAGUGGAUAAUAACUCAGAGACGAUAAGCGCGUUGAGGCAUAAUCCAGGGAUCUCUGUUGAUUGGACUCAUGAUGAGCAAUCGUUAUUAGAAGAUUUGCUCGCCAAGUACGCGUCAGAGCCUACGAUUGUUCGUUAUGCGAAGAUUGCGAUGAAGAUGAAGGAUAAAACCGUCAGAGAUGUUGCUCUCCGUUGUAGAUGGAUGUCUAAAAAGGAAAACGGAAAGCGUAGGAAAGAAGAGCAUUCCUUAAGGAAGAGUAAAGAUAAGAAAGAAAAAACUACGGAUUCUUCAGCAGCCAAGUCCACAUCUCAUUUGAAUGUGCAUCCGAAUGGUCCUUCAUACGCUCCUCCUCCAAUGAUGCCAUUAGACACUGAUGAUGGCAUUUCAUAUAAAGCUAUUGGUGGUGUGAGUGGAGAUCUUCUCGAACAAAAUGCUCAAAUGUUCAACCAAGUUUCAUCUAAUUUCUCAGCUUUCCAGAUACAUGAGAACGUCAAUAUCUUGUGCAAAGCUAGGGACAACAUCCUGGCGAUCUUGAACGACUUGAAUGACUUGCCUGAGGUUAUGAAGCAGAUGCCACCUCUUCCGGUGAAGGUGAACCAAGAGCUGGCGAACUCCAUCCUCCCUCGCCCGCCCCAUCAAAUGAAGUCGUGAUGGAUCUUUAUAGAAGCCUAUUUUGAUGGUUUGAUUCUUAUCAAGGAAGAAAGGGAAAAUAAAUGGUAAUGAUGAUAGAAACAGACACGGGUUUUGUCUUGUCUUCAAUAGAGUUACUGCUAGUCUCUUUUGCAGUUUCGAUUGUUACUCAAUGUUUCAGCAAACGGUUAGGGUUUGUAUUCUUGUUUAGGAUGUGAAUAGAUUUCAAUUGUUUAUGGUAAAUGUCUUUGUAUAAAAUUUGGUUUUCAAGCUGAAAGGUUUGAGAUCACAAGAGAUGCUGUGUUGUUAGUAUAUCAUCAUAUUCUGGAAUGAAACAAAGACGGGAAUGUAUUGUAACA